Messenger RNA from Botrytis fragariae, 789 nucleotides. RefSeq lists its product as uncharacterized. NCBI's taxonomy places the organism in Eukaryota, Fungi, Ascomycota, Leotiomycetes, Helotiales, Sclerotiniaceae. The coding region runs from base 1 to 789 and encodes 262 amino acids. The transcript has 3 exons. The record is from RefSeq and is a predicted model, not a curated record.
AUGACCUCCCUCACCUCCCACGAAAUCCUUCCUCUCUACCACCCUCCUCCAAGUUCAACACCCACCCCACAACACCGCCAUCUCACCCACGCUCUCACUCGCCCCAUCACCACUCCCCUCCUCUUCCUCCUCCACCUCCGCACUUCCAAGCCCCUCGCAACCCUCUCCCUCAUCUACGCCCUCUCCAUCUCCGGCCCCUCAGCUCCGCAAUUCGACAUCCUCACUCUGUAUGAAACAUCUCGCGGGUGUUUUAUCUUGACAGUCUUAUUCCUCUGGACUCUCUUCUUUUUCCAAUAUCUGCAGGUGAGACAUUGGGUUUCGCUUGAUGCGGAAAGUAGUCUUAGAUAUAGGGAAUUGCGGGAUGUCCAAUUCCUAAUUUGUAUCCUCCUCACCACCAUCCUCGCAUUUCCUCUCCUCCGUCUCAGUACCUCCCUAUCCAAAACCGAAGUCGCAGAAGUAAUACCAAAAGCCCUGUCCAUGAUUCCCGUCGCAUUAACAUUCCUAAUUGUCAUUUCGGAGAAAAUUAUGGUUUGUAUUGUGAAUGGUGUGGUUUAUGGAGUACCGGUUUUGAGACACGGGAUGCAGGGGGUGAGAGGGGGGUGUUGGGGGCGUGGGCGGAGGUCACGAGACGCUUGGGGUAUGUACCGUGAAGAGGGGGGGAGGGGUGCUAGGGAUUGGAAGGUUUGGGAAUUUGUGUGGGUUAAGCGAGGGAGUGGGGGAGGCAGGAAGGAGCACAGAAAAAUAGAUUUCAGUAAUCCAGUGCGAAACGGGGAGUUAGGAGUUGGGUGA